GACUACCAUACUAGGACCUAUAUAAGACCAUUUCCGCAUGGUACAAGACUGAAAUGCAUAGCGACGGUUCUUCCCGUGAGGCUUACGGGGACUCUAUCACUAGCAGAACGAAUGAAGAUGAUCCGCUGUUGGGUGCUCCAGUUGAAAGAGUCAAUCCUCUUGGUCAUGAAGUCGGCUUACUCUCCUGCACAAUGCUCAACCUUGGAGAGAUGCUGGGCUCUGGUAUCUUCUCAGUCCCUGGAGUCAUCUUGAAUUCCGUAGGAUCCGUUGGAAUGUUCCUUCUAGCUUGGGUUCUCGCUCCGGUCUUUAUAUUUGCUGGCCUGUCUCUGUUCACUGAGUUGGGGAGCAUGUUUCCAAACAGAUCUGGAGCAGAGGUCGUUUAUCUGGAACAAGCGUAUCCACGUCCCAGGUCUCUUGUCCCUGUAUCAUUUGCAGUGACAACCGUUCUAUUAUCAUUCAGCGCGACGAAUGCUAUAGUAUUCGCUCAGUAUUUCAUGGCUUUUUUCGAGAUCUCCCCUACCCCGACAAAGCAAACUCUGCUCGCACUUGCAAUGGUCACUUUCGCUUUAUCUGUACCCGCUGUCUCAACGAAAUGGUCAUUGCUCGUAGUGAAUACGAUAACGACGGUGAAAGUACUGUCACAAUUGAUCCUUAUCUCAGCCGGGAUAGUCGUCCUAGCAGGUCUGACAAAAUUAAAAGAUCCUUGGUCGAAUUUCUCCGAUCCGUGGGCAGGAACGACUUUCAACGGGAACGCCCUCGCCACAGCCUUCGUCAAAACGCAUUACGCUUUCGUAGGCUGGAAUAAUGCAUUCAACGUCCUUGCAGAAGUUAAGGGUCAGGAUCCAGUCCAGACGGUGCGGAACUCAGGUCGGAUUGCCCUUGGGCUUGUCUCCCUACUAUUCUUGCUAUCGAAUAUUGCGUAUAUUGCUGCGAUACCGAAAGAAGAUAUUCAACGCUCUGGACAGCUCGUUGGAGCUCUUUUUUUCCAGAGGGUGUUUGGCGAGACGUGGGCGGCGAAGAUGUUGCCGUUCAUGGUGAUGUUCGCCUCGGUGGGCAAUGUCAUUGCAGUUGCUAUUGGGAAAGCACGAAUCAUCCGAGAAAUCGCUCGUCAAGGCCUCCUACCCUGGCCAGAAUUUUUCGCCUCUACCAAGCCAUUUGGCACGCCACUCGGACCCAUCUUGAUGAAAUACCUCUUGACGGUCUUCGUCAUCCUUAUAGUUCCCGCUGCAGACGCAUUCAGCUUUCUGCUUGACUUGUUCUCUUAUCCACACUUGUUCUUCUCAGCUGCAACCGCGGUCGGUGUAUGGAUUCUACGAAGACGACGGACGUCGAUAACUUCAAAAGAAAUCUUUGCUAAGUACAGGGCGUCGAACACAUCAAUUUCAUUGUACCUCGUUAGCUGUGUUUUCCUUAUUGUUAUGCCAUGGAUCCCACCUGAGAAGGGGCACGCCGACGUAUCGUUUUGGUACGCAACCUAUUGCGUCGUUGGAAUUCUCAUACUACUAGCUUGUGGAGUAUAUUACUACUUCUGGAUCGUCCUCCUACCCCGUCUCGGCGGGUACGAAGUCGUAGAAGAGGUCGAAGAACUCGAAGGUGGUGCUCGGCUUGCACGACUCGUGCGUCGAUAUCCCGUUGCGACGAAGCCUCCUCUAUCAAACCAGCGUGAAGAGAGUGCUGUGGAAGGAGAACGGUCGAGUAUAGAGAGUGGUAGUGUGGGUGGGGGUGGACGACAACGACAGAGGUCUAAAGGACAAGUCUUGGAUGAACGGGAACCAUUGUUAUAA
Messenger RNA from Fomitiporia mediterranea MF3/22, 1784 nucleotides. RefSeq names its product amino acid transporter. Gene Ontology annotation, molecular function: L-amino acid transmembrane transporter activity. Gene Ontology annotation, cellular component: membrane. The record is from RefSeq and is a predicted model, not a curated record. NCBI's taxonomy places the organism in Eukaryota, Fungi, Basidiomycota, Agaricomycetes, Hymenochaetales, Hymenochaetaceae. The coding region runs from base 54 to 1784 and encodes 576 amino acids. Gene Ontology annotation, biological process: amino acid transmembrane transport. The transcript is spliced from 12 exons.